Messenger RNA from Drosophila eugracilis, 987 nucleotides. Its product is annotated as mitochondrial inner membrane protease ATP23 homolog. Gene Ontology annotation, cellular component: extrinsic component of mitochondrial inner membrane. Lineage: Eukaryota; Metazoa; Arthropoda; Insecta; Diptera; Drosophilidae. The transcript has 2 exons. The record is from RefSeq and is a predicted model, not a curated record. Gene Ontology annotation, molecular function: metalloendopeptidase activity. Gene Ontology annotation, biological process: mitochondrial proton-transporting ATP synthase complex assembly; mitochondrial protein processing. The coding region runs from base 63 to 914 and encodes 283 amino acids.
UGCAAAAUCAGCUGCCGGUUUGUUAUUUAACAUAAGUAAAGGAGCAAAAAACCCAUAAAAACAUGGAAUUUCUGACUAAAGUGUGGGCCAAAGAGGCAACAACGCCUGUUGAACUGGAAGCUGCCAUCGGCACAGCGCAGAAUAAGACAAAUACACAGCCAGAAAAAGCGCCGGCAAAUAAGGAAUCCUCUAAAGAAACAAUUACUACUACUCCAAAGGAUUGGGGUUAUGACUUAUAUCCGGAACGGAGGGGUGAAACCUUCAAGCCCAAGUGGACGAAGGUAUUGUUUGGGAUGGAAGGCCAAGAGAACAUUGAUCGCUUCAAGUGCGAAGAAAAUGUCUAUUGGUGUGUUAAAAACGGCCCGCUAGUAAAAUUAAUGAUGGGAGCCCUGAAAAGUUCCGGUUGUCCCAUUGAUCUGCGCCGACACAUCUCCUGUGAGGUUUGUGAUCCCUCCGUCACCGGUGGUUACGAUCCCAAGCUCAACCAGAUCGUUGUCUGCCAAAAUAUGGCCAAAAAUAAGAGCAUGGUCCAUGGAGUGCUUACCCACGAAAUGAUUCACAUGUUCGAUUAUUGCAAUAACGAUAUGGACUUCCGGAACGUUGACCACCUGGCCUGCACGGAAAUCAGAGCGGCAAAUCUGGCUCAUUGCUCCUUUUUGAGUGCCAUGUUCCAAGGAGAUGCGUCGCCGUUUAAUGUUAAAGAAGCACAUCAGAACUGCGUCAAAUCCAAAGCGCUGGCCUCAGUGCUAGCUGUACGUAAUAUAAGCAAAGCAGAUGCCAUUGCAGCGGUGGAAAGAGUUUUCCCCAAAUGCUAUGCUGAUUUGGAGCCCAUUGGUCGGAGAAUCCGACGCAAUUCCACAGAUCAGCAGAAAGCCUACAUGGAGGCACCCAUGUACGGCUAUGAUGUUUAUUAAAUUGUUAUAAAUGAUUUUGUUUUUUAGGUACUUUUACAAAAAAGUUAAAUAAAACUAUGUUUUAAGCUCUGCA